Molecule: messenger RNA, 3681 nt
Organism: Prorocentrum cordatum
Lineage: Eukaryota; Dinophyceae; Prorocentrales; Prorocentraceae
Source: the annotation of a GenBank genome assembly
AUGGAGCCUGGCAAGCGUCUCGACUCCUCAUGUGUGACCUCGGGCUCACGCGUGCUGGUGAAGUACGCUGGGGAGCGCGAGCGGCACGAGAGGCCGCUGGUCCGACCGGCGAGCAAGAAGAUGUACGCCAAGUGCGCUGGAGUGAGCCUCCUCGGGCUCUACCUCACGGGUUUCAAGGGGAUCGCUCGGGUGGCCGGCCAGUUCUCGGGCUUGCUGUCGACGCGGGCGAACGGGUCACAGACAGCCGAGUCCCUGGUGGGAACCGCGUCAUACCUCUCUCACGCGCCCGGCUUCGGCGCCCCGCCGACGUUCGUGGAGACGAAUGAAGCCCUCGGGGAACGCGAGGCCGAGGAGGAAGUCAAUAGGGGCGGCCACCCAGAUGACGGAGGGGCCCCGCUGGCUGCGGUUAGCUUCGCCGGAGGAGCUGUGCCGCUCCCGCGCCCUGGGCGCGGCGCCUGGCGAGUGCUGGCUUCGUCUCGUGGAGGCGCUCGCAGCGAUGCUGGCGGGGCCACGUGCAAUCGCUGCGUGAAGGCGGAGAGCCUGGGGCUGGGUCGCAUUGUCGACGGGGUGGUCGCCUUCAGGUGCGACGUGGAGGAGGGCGACGGCUUCUGGGGCCGGGGGGUGCUCGAGGGCCCCGGGGCCCACCUUGGCACCGCCGCGCCCACGGAGCUCGACGCCCGCCUGCUGAACGUGACGCGCCAUAGCAAGGGGUUCGCUACCAAGCACGAGGUGGCGAUGCGCGGCCUCGAGCACGUCGUGCUCUACGACCAGCUGAACGUGGGGAAGCUCGCUUGCACAGAGUUGCCCUGGGCGCGGGCCCAGCCGUCUGAGCUCAAGCACAAGGAGAAGCUCCUGCUGGUAGACGCCGCCAACGGCUACGAGGCCAACGAGUACAGGCACAUGGUCACGAACGCCACUCGCGGUCAGGUGAUGGUCGGGCCAGUGCUGGAGGAGUGCGUCUCCUCGCACCUGCAGACGGAAGGAUCCGUCUUGAUGGAGCGUUGGAAGCGGAUGGAGCAUCGUGAUCUGAUCCGGCAUUUUUGCCACGCGUCUACGCCUAGCUCGAGCGACGCCAUGGCCUACGGGUUCGCGGCCAAGCGAGAGCACGCCGCGCAGAGCGGCCAGCGCGACGUGGGUUCCACCAUGAACGUGCCACGGAAACUCUUCCCAAUUCUUCUUCCUUUCCCAGCUACCUCCAUCGGGGAUUUCUUGGACAGCUCGGCUGGAUACGCGAGUAUCAAGUGGCGUUUGUGGGCCAAUAAGACGACGAGGAGCAUCAGCCGCAUGUGCGGCUGCUCGGACUUCGACUCAGGGUCCAGCAAGCCGUCGGCCGGUCAGAUGAGGGUCUUGGAGCGCACCUCCAAGCUGGUGGCUUCCUCUGGCCCGCCUACUUGCACCUCCGCGGGAGCCUUUCAUGAGCUUUGCGGCGCCCGAGCGGGACAAGGUUACGACAUGGUCGACGCCCCGAGGGCGAGGUGCCAGCCAGGUUUGGUCUUGCUGCCCAAGGAGGGCGGCCUGACUGACGGCAGCUCUUGCCUACGCGGAGCUGCACUCGACUUUGGCGCCGAUGGCAGGUGGGAGUGCGCUAGAUUCUGCUCAUCACUGUUCAACGCUAACAUGCUGGAGCUCGGGGGCUACGAGGGCCAGACCGUCGGCGUUUUCUUUGUCUCGAAGAAGGACCACGCGCUCAGACUCAUCCUUGACACGCGGCCUCAGCAGGUUUUUGUCAGGUUGCCGCCGGUCGACGUGGAGUCGCUGCGCGCCCUGAACCCGGUCGCAGCCCGUGGCCUGUCGGGUAAAAGGGCCACUCCCCGACUCUGUGUUCUCGCUAUGGGCUGGCCGUGGUCACUUUACUUCUGCCAGGAGAUGGCGAGCACGGCGGCGACGUCGGCGGGUUUCACGGAGUCCGACAUGUUGCUGGACAAGCGUGCGAGCCCGAACUUCCGCGAGCUGGAGUCAGAUGCCACGAGGGCGGCCGUCUACGUGGGCAACGUCGGCGUCUUCGGACAGGAAAAGCCCAGCGUCGACCUCAAGGCCCACGACGCCUUGGUGGCCUUGGAGCGCGCAGGGCUGGCCUGCAAGGGUGUCGAGCCCGCUGGAGGCCGCCAGGAGUUCACAGGUCUUCUGCUCGACUCCGACUCUGGCAGCAUCUCGGUCACAUCCAAGCGCCUGUGGCGGGUUCUUUUGGCCUGCUUGCGCGCGCUGGGACUUGGCCGCAUGAUGGGGAGGGAGCUCCAAUUGCUGGUCGCCCACUUUCCGUGGGCUGCUGUCAUGCGAAGGGAGUUGUUGGCUUUGCCGCGCGCCUGCUACCGCUUCAUCGAGGAGGCCGGCGACGCCAGAUGGAAGCUGUGGGGCUCCGUGAAGACCGAGCUCCGCAUGAUGUGCUCCUUGAUCGUUUUCGCCUUCACUGACGCGCGCAGGUCCUGCAGCCCCAUUGUGACCGCCACCGACGCGUCGACUGGGGAGGACGGCAGCGACUUUGGCGGCUUCGCCGUGGUGCAGCGGGAGGCCCCUGUCGCGGAUGUCAGCCGCGCUUGCAGGAUCGCCGAGGGCUGGCGCCACUUGGUGGAUGACGCCAUUGACGCUCGCCGCCACGCGCUGGAGGCGUACGAGCUCGCGGACGCCAGGAUGAUUGGCAGCUGCGCGUGCGUGGGCGCUGGGGCGCUGAGGAGCGCAUCCUCCGUCUCGAGGGGCGUAGUGCGAUCGUGGGAGUCCGCCACGUGCUUCGUUGUGCUGAAAAUCACGGUCAGGAUCAUCUCGUUCUGGGCGACGGCCCGGCCGGCCGAGCCGCUGCCAACGGACAUGGCCACGGCAUACGGCGCGCCGGCUUGGGGGCGCCGGCGGCAGCAGCGGCGGGCCGCCCACCUCGAGAGCGCCCAGCUGUGCAGAGAGCAGGGCGCCACCUUCCUGGAAGUCUGCUCGGUCCGCGGCGCGACCGCGGACCUUUACGACGCCUACCUGGCCACCUUCGAGCGCUGGGCGGGGAUCGUCAUCUGCGAGCGGAGGACCGGGGAACUGGUCGCCUACCUGAUGGGCAACUGGGAGUACCCAGAUUCCGAGGGCGAGAACCACUCGGCGGCCUCGAAGCUGCUUGCAGCGCUGGAGUACAGGUACCUACGGCUCAGGAAGGGUUGCCAAAGCCUCAGAAGCGUUGCCCUCGCACUCUUGAUCUGCUCCCUCGGCUGCCCCAAACCCUCGCAGCUGGUCAAGCUGAAGGGGCCGCUGCUGGUGGCCCCUGCGGCGUGCUCGGCGACACGGCACUGGAUGCUGCUUCCGUCGCCCGCAGAGGGGAAUGUCGGGAGCAAGACCGACGAGUUCAACGAGAACGUGGCGCUGGAUCAGGAUGCAGAGAAGCAGCUGGGGCCCAGGUUUUUCGAGCUGAAGCACAAAGCCAGCCAGGGCAUGCUCUGGACCUUCGACCAGCUGCUGCUCUCGGAGCACGCCGGGACCCUGGCGGAGCUCAGCGGCGUGUCGAUGUUCCGCCCACACCCACACUGCCUUCGCCACAGAAGAGCCAGCUACGACAGUCUCACAAAGCGCCAGACAUUCGAGCAUAUCAAGCGCCAAGAGCGCUGGAAGUCCAACGCCAGCGUGAGUCGCUACAGCCAGCACGUGCGGGUCGCCAGCAAAGCCAUCGAGCUGGCCCUCGCCGUGCACCGCUACGGCACCUCCAUCAACCAG